Fundulus heteroclitus (mummichog) is the source of this 2402-nucleotide messenger RNA. It is a transcript of the gene rbm12bb, whose product is annotated as RNA binding motif protein 12Bb. The record is from RefSeq and is a predicted model, not a curated record. Lineage: Eukaryota; Metazoa; Chordata; Actinopteri; Cyprinodontiformes; Fundulidae. Gene Ontology annotation, biological process: regulation of RNA splicing. The coding region runs from base 165 to 2075 and encodes 636 amino acids. Gene Ontology annotation, molecular function: RNA binding. The transcript is spliced from 2 exons. Gene Ontology annotation, cellular component: ribonucleoprotein complex; nucleoplasm.
CCUUUGCAACGAGAAACGCUUCCAUCUCGGAGACUGACAGGCAACGCGGAGCGCGACUGUGUGGACCGACGGUCCAGCUAGAUAUAUCUGCUGUGUUCCUCUUCCCUUUCAAUUUUGUGCGAGGGUUGUAGUUAUAAUCUGUGUGCCGUUGUUUGUGCUUCAUCAUGGCGGUCGUCAUCCGUUUACAGGGACUGAGUGUCACGGCAGGUUCUGCGGAUAUUCGCAGGUUCUUCACUGGCCUCCAAAUUCCAGACGGAGGUGUCCAUAUAAUCGGUGGGGAGCUAGAUGAAGCUUUCGUUAUCUUUGCUUCAGAUGAAGAUGCAAGAAGAGCCAUUGCACGGUCGGGGGGGCUGAUUAAUGGGAUCCCUGUGAGAUUGCUGCUAAGCAGCAAACAAGAGAUGCAGAACGUGCUCGAAAGAACGACGCAACAGGUGAAGCUGGAGGAGACCAGGCGAAUCGAGGGCAAUGGAAGAGCUUCAAGAUCCAUCGACCUCGACGUGGGCAGAAGAUCUAGUAGCCGGUCGGGUUACAGCCCUCCCUCCCAUCGCCAACAGCCGUCAGACGCCGAUGACCCCUUCAUUGUGUUCCUGAACGGACUGCCUUUCUCUGUGACUGAGGAAGAAAUACAUAAAUUCUUUCAUGGUUUACUCAUUGAUCAAAUUAUCUUGUGUAAAAAAGCAACGGGGCAAAACAAUGGAAAAGGCUUUGCCAAAUUUAGAACCAGGGAAGAUACGUUGGAAGCCUUGAAGAGGGAUGGGAAAUACAUUGGGUCAAGGUAUGUUGACGUCCGCUCAACAACAGCCAAUAAUUGGUUUCGAGCGAUUGGUGAAACGCCACCUUCAGUCAACACGAUGGCGAGCUUUGACAGGGGAAGAGCACCUGUCCGCAGUCAGAGAAGUCCCCCGUAUCAAGCUAGGUCUCGAUCGCCCCUGGUCCAGAAGGCCGCUGAGGAAGAAUACUGUGUGCUGUUGGACAAUCUGUCCUUUGCAGUGGAGAAAGAAGACUUAAAGCACCAUUUUAAGGAUGCGAAGCUUGAGAACGACCAGAUUCUGUUUCUAACUGAUGUUGAGGGAAAAAGAACCAGGUCGGCCUUUGUGCUCUUCAAGAGCAUCCGUGACUAUUGUGACGCUUUGAGUCAGGAGAAAAUCCAUUUCCUCAACCGAUGGAUUCAUGUCCGGCCCAUCUCAAGAGAGAACAUGCUCAGGCUGCUGGAAUCUCAGAAUGAGCCCUCUGGUCCUCCUGGCAACCCAAAAAGGUAUCCGGAAAAGUCUCCAUCUCACCCAAGAGAGCCUUUUGACUCUGCAAAAGUCUGUGCGUUUGUAAGAAACCUGCCAUGUGAUGUGAGAAUAGUUGAGGUCAUUGACUUUUUUCAGGGGUUUAAUGUCACGGAGGACAUGGUACGGGUUCUGUACGACCAUAAAGGAGACGGGGUUGGACAGGCUCUGGUUCUCUUUGGGUCCGAGGCAGAGGCCACGGAAGCACUUUCUCUCAAUGGACGACGGUUUCUGGGGUCUGAAGUUGAAGUGAAGUGCAUUACGCGCGCUCAGAUGGACCAGCUGGCCGCUGAGCCGCCAAAAGUGCAACCGGUGUUUCCAAAGGAAGGACCGUACUGGGGCAGGAUGAGCGAGCCUCCCUACGGACCUGGUAGUGACGCUUACCUUGGUGCUAACGCAUACGGCGAUAUGAGGAAACCCAAGGAUGGUAUUUUCCCUUUUAAAGAGGAGCGCUUCCGUGGAGGUCAUGACUACGAAUCUCAUGGGGUAAGAGCUCGUUCACCGCGGGACAGGGGCAGCGGAGGACACGAGAGGUUCGGACCGCCCGCUCAGCGAUACGACGGUCCCACCUGUGUACAGUUGCUUAACUUGCCGUUCCAGAUUAGAAGCGAGGAAGUGUACGACUUCUGUUAUGGAUAUCGGAUCAUACCCGGAUCUGUCUCGCUCCAGUACGAGCCCAGCGGGAAACCUAAAGGAUCCGCCACUUUGGUGUUCGAGACUCGUCAGGAGGCCUUAACCGCAAUUCAGGAACUGAACGGGAGGCCGAUCGGACCAAGAAAAAUCCACCUUUUGCUUGUUUGAAAUGUAUUUGUACGUAUAAACAUUCAAAACAAUGGAACAGAUGCAACGUAGUUUAGUUUUUUUUUUGUAGCUGUUUUUCCUAACGGCUAAUACUGGGCAUAGGUCUUGACUCGUGACAUAGCGUGAUUUGUGUUAGUGAUUUUCCUUAAGAUAAUUUUGUUCUUCCUGAGGAAGUAUUCAUUUAGUAUUCUCUGGGGUGGGGUUUUAUGCAACGGUUGAUGUUUUUUGUUUUCACUCAAGUCUUUCAGUUUGUUUUGCAACAUCAUUUGUACCUCGAAGCAUGUCAUACAUUAUUUAAAAAAAUUAAAAUCAAAUGAUUCAACAGUC